Dimorphilus gyrociliatus is the source of this 361-nucleotide messenger RNA. The record is from the annotation of a GenBank genome assembly. NCBI's taxonomy places the organism in Eukaryota, Metazoa, Annelida, Polychaeta, Dinophilidae.
UAUGAGCGGUUAUUGUCUUACAGUAAUAUUCGGUUAUAUUUAUAUGGAGAAUAAAGUUUUGGGAUUUGCAUUCGCACCCAAUGAAAAAGAAUCGCUUGGUAUGGACAAAGGUUUCUGUUCUUCUCGAACGAAGAGGAGAAUAUCUGGAGCCCCAACAGAUAAAUGCGUAUUUAAUGUUGUCUUUCUAACAAUGACUGCUGGUAUAAAUGGAAAGGGAGAGAGGUUUACAGAUAAAUUAGCGAAUCAUUUCCAAACGGAUGUUGUAUUCGCCCACGAAGCGUUACAUGCUCUGGGAACAAAACACGUUCUAAAGGAAACACACUUUUCGAUUAUAAAUCUUAUUUUGUAUUCUAUACAAUAA